Molecule: messenger RNA, 1755 nt
Organism: Rodentolepis nana
Lineage: Eukaryota; Metazoa; Platyhelminthes; Cestoda; Cyclophyllidea; Hymenolepididae
Source: the annotation of a GenBank genome assembly
AUGCCAGGUGCAUAUCCCAAAAAAGCGGAUGAUUAUAUAUGCACACAAAUUCCUCUUCCUAAGUUUGCAUCAAAAAUUGGUUAUGUGACAGGAUUCAAGCCUAUAGUAAACGAUUCUGUGCACCAUAUUAUCUUAAGCUCAUGUGAUGAAUGGAUUCCGGAAGAUUUUACGCCUUUCCCUAAAUCAUGCUACUCCCAAUGUCGAAAUCACAUUCUAUAUGCUUGGGCACACCAUGGGUCACCUCUUGUGCUCCCGGAGGGCAGUGCAUUUGAGAUCGGCAAAAACACUGAAAUUAAAUCUCUAUCUUUGGAAGUUCAUUACAGUAGUCCUGAAGAAAAGCCAGACUAUGCUACCAUUGAACUCACUUAUACACUUGAUCCUCAACCUAACCGAGCUGGAAUCAUACUUCUCUAUAACGAUAUUGCUACGAUUCCUUCACACGUUCAACACUUUCCUACAAAUAUUUCUUGCCAGCUCCAUACAAGUGCUCCACUCCGUGUAAUUGGAGUCCGUGCUCAUUCACACGACUUGAAUCGUGGUGUUUACAGUUACGUCUAUCGUCCAAGUGAAGAUGAAUACCAGUUAAUUGCAAAAUCAAAUGCUAAAUGGCCACAAACAUUUUAUAAGCCAACCCAACUGUCCGUUAAAUCUGACCCACUCUACCUUCAAAAUGGUGAUAUUCUUAUGGGUCGCUGUGUUUAUGAUUCAAUGGAUCGUGACAGAGAGACUGAAAUGGGAUCAACUCAUGCGGAUGAAAUGUGCAAUGUCUACAUUAUGUACACGAUGGACUCGCUGCAUGACCCUCCAUCUCCAGAGUUGUGUGCGGAUGAUGGGGUUCCCGACGUGUGGGAGAAUGCACCUGCUGAAGCCACUGAAUACGUCACCAACACCCCUCCUGCUCCAGUUGAAGAAGAGGAAGAACCUUCAAAAUCAUCUAUUCCAAGAGCCAUUAAAUUCGAACCAGACAACAAUUGGUCCGUCAAAGGCAUUCGCCUUACUAAAGUCCCUCAUGAUUCGACACCAUACUUUGUGCAGGUAUCUGGCAUAGCUUUUGCCAAUGACGCAGAUGAAAAACCCAUUCUCUUCGCUCUUCUACGUGGGAACAACCCAUGGAACGUGGAUUCAUUCGGUGAAAAUUUUAAGUACAUUGAACGAUCUGCAGAUUAUAUUUCCUCACCGAUUCUCAAAAUUGAUCCAGUGUCUGGGAGAAUCAUGGAGUCCUUUGGUGAUGGUCAAUUUAUAUUACCUCAUGGUUUGUCCAUCGCUAAAGACAGAGAAGGAAAGCCUAUUGCUCUUUGGGUCACUGAUAUUGCACGUCAUCAGGUGUUGAAAUUCGACUGGAAUGCCUGGAGUAAACCUUCAAUGGUUCUGGGAAAAUUCACAAAGCCUGGAGCUGAUGAAAAAUCCUUCUGCCAACCAGCUGACGUCGCGGUUGCUAGUACGGGAGAAAUAUUUGUAGCCGACGGUUACUGCAACCAACGUGUGGUGAAGUUCUCUCCCAAUGGCAAAUACAUCACAGAAUGGGGAGUUGGUGGAGUGAAUGCACGUAGGGUUUUUUCAAAGGGAUUCCUCGUUGCUCACAGCAUUGUGGUUCUGCCUGCGAUUGAUGGUGGAGUUGAACAGGUGUGUGUUGCCGAUCGUGAACGCGGCAUGAUCGACUGCUAUGAUCUCAACGGGCGUCCUAUUGUUCGGUAUGGCGGUAGAGUACUUCAACCAUCGGUCUAUGCUAUCACAUUCCAUCCCCUCUACAAGUAA